Molecule: messenger RNA, 1271 nt
Organism: Coregonus clupeaformis (lake whitefish)
Lineage: Eukaryota; Metazoa; Chordata; Actinopteri; Salmoniformes; Salmonidae
Product: trafficking protein particle complex subunit 4
Exons: 5
Coding region: 34-693 (219 amino acids)
Biological process (GO): endoplasmic reticulum to Golgi vesicle-mediated transport
Cellular component (GO): TRAPP complex
Source: RefSeq, a predicted model, not a curated record
ACAAUUUUGUCACCUGUGCGGAAAAGGGCAAAGAUGGCGAUAUUCAGUGUGUAUGUUGUAAAUAAGGCUGGGGGGUUAAUUUACCAGUAUGACAAUUAUGUACCGAGAGCAGAAGCAGAGAAAACAUUCAGCUAUCCUUUAGAUCUGGUGUUAAAGAUCCACGAUGAGAAAGUUGUUGUAUCAUUUGGUCAACGCGAUGGGAUCCGAGUGGGACAUACUUUACUUUCCAUCAAUGGAGUGGACGUCAACGGCAAGUUCACAGCGGAUGGGAAGGAAAUCAUCGAAUACUUGAAAGACUCAACAAACUAUCCGGUGUCCAUACGGUUCGGAAGGGCUCGCUUGAGUUCCAAUGAAAAACUGAUGCUGGCUUCAAUGUUUCAUUCGUUGUUUGCUAUUGGUUCACAGCUUUCCCCUGAAGUUGGCAGUUCAGGAAUUGAGAUGCUGGAAACAGAUAUGUUCAAACUGCACUGUUUUCAGACACUCACUGGUAUAAAGUUCAUUGUGCUGGCAGACGCCCGGCAGUCUGGCAUUGAUGCACUCCUGAGGAAGAUUUAUAAGAUCUAUUCAGACUUCGCCCUCAAGAACCCCUUCUACUCUUUGGAGAUGCCUAUCAGGUGUGAACUCUUUGAUCAGAAUUUGAAGGGUGCAUUGGAGAUAGCAGAUAAAGCUGAUAACUUUGGACCUGUAUCUUGAGCAGGAACAAAGAUUAAUUGCUCCUUUUUGUUGUUGAACCAAUCCAUUGAAUUGUGUUUGUUGUGACUGGGAAGCUACAGUACAUUGCAUAUGGGUCAACAUGUCUCCAAGCAGUGCUGAUAUUUCAGAACUAAUGUUGAUUAACUUGUAUAUGAGAAGGAUAUGUUAUACUGGGAUACAAUGUAAAUACUUUUUUAUUUUUUCCAUACUUUAAGAAUAAACACCACUGUAAUGUUAUCAUCUCCUCUACUCACGUUUCAAUGCAAUCCUUUAGAAGUAAAAUCAACCACAACAUAAGGUAUUUUAUUCAAGUCUUUUAUCAAAUCAAACAGAUUGCACCCAUUUUAAGGAGAUAUGUCAAGUGCCAUUUUCAAAAGUGAACAGUACAUUAAAGUGCCUUGGUUUCAAAUGAUCAGAUUAUGCUCAAAUUGAAAUCAUAUUGACACACAUUUUCAAUAUUUAAAUCUAGGGUGUACUUUAUGCCAUGAGCAUUGAAAAGAGUUUCAAGUAACACAACAUAGUUGAUGUACUUGCACCUGAAUACAUCUUCAGUGAAAAUAAAUAAUCCCUGGAUCAAC